GUCAGCUGGUUUGCGUCACGUGAGCAGAACUUUGCGGAAAACGGAAAAAUGUCAGUCUCGGGGAGUUCGAGUAAAGUGCGAAUAAUGGCGAUGUUUGUGCUUUUAUUCGCCCUGUUUUCAUCACAGAGCUCCGCUGCUCAAGUGCCACUUCUAAUGUGGUCCAGUGAAGGCCUGCCACCCCUGGCCUCACCGGCCGCUGGUCACAUCACAUCCAACGACCAGCUGACUGCCUACCUCACCUCUGCCUUUGGCUCCGGCCCCAACACUGUGCUGCUAUUCCUGCAGGACAAGUUAAGCAAAGAAGACUUCACGCUGUUUGGAGGAGUGUUUGGAAACAAGCAGGACAGUGCCUUCCAAAACCUUGAGGUAGGUUUUCAUAACUUCAUACAUGACUAUCAAAUCAAAUCAAUAUCCCUACAGGUGAUUCCAGAGAGGUCCAUGUCUCAGCAGGCUGUGGGCCGGUCCCUGCUGCAGUCCGUGGAGGCCACAGUCAAAGAGCCCAUCAUGUUUAAUGUGUCCGGGAACCCCUGCAUCAUGCUCUGGGCUCAGAAUCUCAACAUCAGCCUCACAGACAAAUGGAUCGACCUCGCUGCAGAGACGCCAUCGCUGGACGGAUCCAUUUGCAACGGCAGCAACUCACUGCUUGUCCUGACCUAUGCAUCAGGCCACAUACUACGUUUUGCCAUGAGUCAACGGCUCUACAAGGUGUCCGCACGACACUGGUUCACGUUGGACUCUGUAGAGCUGCAGUCGAAAGAUCUCACUGCGUCUUACGUCGGGAGACGCAACAUCUACGCGCCUGCAGAGUACUCCUUCCACUGCCAGUCCGUCACCAGCUUCAGAGACACCCUGCUGGUGCCGAGCAGCAACAACAACAAGAACACCACAAACUGGAGGCUCAACUUUGUCGACUUCCAGAUUCAGGGUUUCGGUUUGGCCAACGGAACAAACUUCUCCUACGCCAGCGACUGUGCCGGCUUCUUCACCGCGGGGAUCUGGAUGGGCCUGAUCACCUCACUGCUCAUGCUGUGGAUUUUUGUGUACGGCAUGCACAUGAUCAUGCAGCUCAACACAAUGGAUCGGUUCGACGACCCCAAAGGUCCUUCGAUUUCAGUGCCUCAGACAGAGUGAAUCAUUCCUCAAACACUGUCCUUCAGUGCCUCCUAGGAGACUCCCUCCUUGUCAUGUUGCUGUGUUUUGGCCUUUUUCUUUGGAUAUGUGUUCAAAUCUUUACUCUGAAUUUCUCUUCUGUCAUUUUCUAUCCUGAAUCCUUCCACAGCUGUCUUUUUGAUACGGUUAUCUUGCAAAGCACAUUUUUAUUUCACCUCCACCAGUGCCAAAGAGGAUGCUCCUUUUUUCCUAGUUGAUGAGAAGUGCAUGUGCUAAAAUAUGUUUUUGUGCCACUGUUGGUCAGAAUUAUUUUCCUUAAAAUGAUAAGCAAUAAUUUCUCAACACCAGAGAAUGUAUUCUGUGCCAACAUGAAUGUGAUGCUUGAUGCUGUAGGACCGUAUCAGACCUCUUGACUUCUUUUUUUUUUCAACCUAACUGUCAUUUCAAGAUUACUGGUUAUGAAAAAGAAGUGCCUGUAUAUAAAGAGUACAUUUAUGUUUGUGACUUUUAGAAUUGCCUUGGAAAGGUAUGUUAAUAAUUAACCUUGGAUGUAGUUCUGUUCUUGCUACUAGCAGACAGAUCCAACUCAAGUGCCACAAAGCAAUUCAAACAUUUCUUCUUGAGUAAUUUAUUUAUGUAAAAAACAAGUUUAAUGCUUAUCUUUAAAGUUUACUCCAUUGCUUCAGGUUCAUCAAAGAAUAAUAGUGCCUCACUUCUGCUUGUGUCAAACCUUUGAAUGUGCAAUUGCCUUGACUUGUAAAUUGUCCCUAAUUGAAAAUAAAGAUAUCUGUAAAUCUUGGUGUAAA
Messenger RNA from Notothenia coriiceps (black rockcod), 1916 nucleotides. Its product is annotated as V-type proton ATPase subunit S1-like. Gene Ontology annotation, cellular component: proton-transporting V-type ATPase complex. The coding region runs from base 49 to 1131 and encodes 360 amino acids. The record is from RefSeq and is a predicted model, not a curated record. Gene Ontology annotation, molecular function: ATPase activator activity. NCBI's taxonomy places the organism in Eukaryota, Metazoa, Chordata, Actinopteri, Perciformes, Nototheniidae. The transcript has 7 exons.